Entrophospora sp. SA101 is the source of this 219-nucleotide messenger RNA. NCBI's taxonomy places the organism in Eukaryota, Fungi, Glomeromycota, Glomeromycetes, Entrophosporales, Entrophosporaceae. The record is from the annotation of a GenBank genome assembly.
AAUUUUUUGUUACUUUGCUAAUUGAAUUAUCACAAUUAAAUGAUUUAAUAAAACAAAUCAAAGGAAACUUUGAAUUGAAAAUUAACCAAUUAUCAAAAAUAUUAACAGAUGCGACUUCUCCAUAUAAAAAAGAUUUAUACAAUUGGCGACAAAUCUUUCGAUUAUAUUUACAAGCUGAAAUUUUUAUCGGCAAUACAGAGAGCGAUAGAAGCGAAAAGA